AUGGACGCGAUCAAGCAGACCUUUGCCAAGUGCAAGGAGCAAAAGCGGGCGGCCCUGGUGGCCUACAUUACCGCCGGAUACCCGACUGUGGAGGAAGCCGUUGACAUCCUUCUUGGCCUAGAGAAUGGCGGUGCUGAUAUCAUCGAGCUUGGAAUUCCCUUCACCGACCCUAUUGCCGACGGUCCUACUAUCCAAAAAGCCAACACCAAGGCUCUCGAGAAUGGCGUUACUGUCACAACGGUGCUGCAGCUUGUGCGCACUGCCCGAAGCCGCGGUCUGAAGACCCCGCUGCUUCUGAUGGGCUACUACAACCCCGUGCUGCGUUACGGAGAGGAGCGAAUGCUUAAGGACUGCAAGGAGGCUGGUGUCAACGGCUUCAUCAUGGUCGAUCUGCCCCCGGAGGAAGCCGUCCGCUUCCGCGACCUUUGCUCCAGCACUGGCCUGUCCUAUGUUCCCCUCAUUGCUCCCGCCACAUCCGAUUCUCGUAUGAAGCUCCUCUGCAAGAUUGCUGACUCCUUCAUUUACGUCGUUUCUCGCAUGGGUGUCACCGGUGCCACCGGCUCGCUUAGCGCCAACCUGCCCGAGCUUUUGAAGCGUGUCCAUGAAUACUCCGGCAACGUCCCGGCCGCCCUGGGAUUCGGUGUUAGCACCCGCGAGCACUUUUUGACUGUCCAGGACCAGGCCGAGGGUGUCGUCAUUGGUAGUCAGAUCAUCACUCAGGUCGGCAAGGCCCCUGCUGGCCAGGCGGCUAAGUACGCUGAGGAGUAUCUCUCCAGCGUCACUGGCCGUAAGCUCGAGCGUGACGCUCAGGGUAGUCUCACCCAUGAGAUUAAUGUUCUGGAGGCUAUCGAGAAGGCUCAGGCCCCUGUCGAGGCGCACCCCACUAAGGUUAUCACCGAUGCUGACACCCCCGCUGGCCCUGGUCUCGGCGACCAGCUUGAGGCUCUGAAUGUGACCAAGGAUCCAUCUGCCCAGCCUUCCCGCUUCGGCGAGUUCGGUGGUCAGUAUGUCCCCGAGUCCCUAAUGGACUGCUUGGCCGAGCUUGAGCGUGGAUUCGCCGAUGCUUGCAAGGACCCCAAGUUUUGGGAAGAGUUCCGUUCCUACUACCCUUACAUGGGCCGCCCCAGCAGCCUUCAUCUUGCCCAGCGUUUGACUGACCACGUCGGUGGUGCCAACAUCUGGUUGAAGCGUGAGGAUCUCAACCACACCGGCAGCCACAAGAUCAACAAUGCCCUCGGUCAGAUCCUGAUUGCCCGUCGAUUGGGCAAGACUCAAAUCAUUGCUGAGACCGGUGCUGGCCAGCACGGUGUUGCGACUGCCACUGUCUGCGCCAAGUUUGGCAUGAAGUGCACUGUCUACAUGGGCGCUGAGGAUGUGCGUCGCCAGGCCCUCAACGUGUUCCGCAUGAAGCUUCUCGGUGCCUCGGUUGUUGCUGUCGACGCUGGUAGUCGCACUCUGCGUGAUGCCGUCAACGAGGCUCUUCGUGCUUGGGUUGUCGAGCUCGACACUACCCACUACAUCAUUGGUUCGGCUAUCGGCCCUCACCCCUUCCCUACCAUUGUGCGCACCUUCCAGUCCGUCAUUGGUGACGAGACCAAGGUACAGAUGCAGGAGCUCCUCGGCAAGCUUCCCGACGCCGUCGUUGCCUGUGUUGGUGGUGGCAGCAACGCUGUCGGUAUGUUCUACCCUUUCUCUAAGGACCUUAGCGUCAAGCUUGUCGGUGUUGAGGCCGGUGGUGACGGCAUUGACACUGCCCGCCAUUCUGCUACCCUCUCUGGUGGUUCCAAGGGUGUUCUCCACGGUGUUCGCACCUACGUUCUGCAGAACGAGCACGGUCAGAUAUCCGAGACCCACUCCAUCUCCGCCGGUCUUGACUACCCCGGUGUCGGUCCCGAGCUGAGUGCUUGGAAGGAUGCUGACCGCGCCACCUUCAUUGCUGCCGACGACGCUCAGGCCAUGAGCGGCUUCCGCGCCCUCGCCCAGCACGAGGGUAUCAUUCCCGCGCUGGAAUCGUCCCACGCCGUUUAUGGCGCCAUGCAGCUGGCCAGGACCAUGGGGAAGGGGCAGGACAUCGUGCUGAACCUCAGCGGUCGUGGUGACAAGGACGUCCAGAGCGUCGCCGACGAGCUGCCUCGGCUGGGUCCGAAGAUCGGCUGGGAUCUGCGGUUCUAA
Molecule: messenger RNA, 2172 nt
Organism: Penicillium cinerascens
Lineage: Eukaryota; Fungi; Ascomycota; Eurotiomycetes; Eurotiales; Aspergillaceae
Gene: trpB
Product: tryptophan synthase TRP5
Exons: 2
Coding region: 1-2172 (723 amino acids)
Biological process (GO): L-tryptophan biosynthetic process
Cellular component (GO): cytoplasm
Molecular function (GO): tryptophan synthase activity
Source: RefSeq, a predicted model, not a curated record